AUGGCCGAUAGGAACUACGCUUACGACCCGGUUGGGACCGGAGCGUCAGUCAACCAACAAUCGUACAGGAUGGAGGCGGGACAGUUGUGGCGACAGUAUGUGAUUGCAGGCGUCGCGAACAUCGCGAUCGCCUCCAUUGGUUAUUGUAUGGGAUGGACCUCCCCAAUUAAUAUCAAGAUGCAAGACAAAAAUCUGACAGACUCUCCACUACCAGCGCCAUUGACCACAGAUGAGUCUGCCUGGGUGGGCUCCCUCCUGCCCGUCGGAGCUAUAUUUGGUCCUUUCAUUGGUGGCUUAGCGGCUUCAAAGAUUGGACGUAAAUGGGGUCUCCUCAGUUCCGCCAUCCCACUGCUUGUGGGUUGGAUCCUGGUGACAGCUGCUACCAACGUGGGAUUUCUUUACGGCGGCAGAAUAUUCUGGGGUAUCUCCGUUGGGAUGUUGUUCACCAUAUCGCCAAUGUACUGUGCCGAAAUCGCUAGCGAUGACGUGCGAGGUGCUCUCGGAUCUUUUCUGCAGGCUUUCAUCACCCUCGGAUUCUUGUUAGUGUAUGGCAUCGGUCCCUUCACCUCGUACAGCAUAGUGGCCUACGUCGGCGUGGCAUUUGUGGCAGUGUUCGCGAUCUGUUUCUAUUUUAUGCCAGAGUCGCCCAUGUACCAUCUUAUUAAUAAUGAGCGAGAGUUGGCAGCAGAAUGCUUGAUGUGUAUACGUGGACGAUCCCGCGCGGGGGUUGAAUACGAGCUGAACCAAAUGGCUGCUGAUAUCAGCGCUUCAAUGAAAAAGACUGCAACGCCACAGCUAGCAGACGUCUUCCGUGGAAGCAACUUCAAGGCCUUCUACAUAUCAUGUGCGUUAGUGUUCUUCCAGCAGUUCAGCGGGAUCACCGCUGUCCUCUUCUACCUGAACACCAUAUUUAGCGUAACAGGUUCUGAUAUAGACCCGUCGAUCGCUACAAUUAUCAUUGGUGGCGUACAAGUGGUGGCUUCAAUGAUAACACCGCUGGUGGCUGAUAGACUAGGAAGACGUAUCCUGUUAUUAGUAUCCACUUGUGGCACUGCUAUUGGACUGGCGAGUGCAUAA
Parnassius apollo (apollo) is the source of this 1077-nucleotide messenger RNA. The record is from the annotation of a GenBank genome assembly. Lineage: Eukaryota; Metazoa; Arthropoda; Insecta; Lepidoptera; Papilionidae.